Messenger RNA from Fonsecaea multimorphosa CBS 102226, 3318 nucleotides. RefSeq lists its product as uncharacterized. The record is from RefSeq and is a predicted model, not a curated record. Gene Ontology annotation, biological process: regulation of mitotic cell cycle; mitotic spindle organization. The transcript has a single exon. NCBI's taxonomy places the organism in Eukaryota, Fungi, Ascomycota, Eurotiomycetes, Chaetothyriales, Herpotrichiellaceae. Bases 1 to 3318 code for a protein of 1105 amino acids. Gene Ontology annotation, molecular function: protein binding. Gene Ontology annotation, cellular component: mitotic spindle.
AUGUCCUCACAGCCCUACAAUCUCCGAAGCAGGCUGAAUACUCAAGCCCCCUCCCUGCGCUCGACCCCGACUCCUUCGCCCAUCCCUAAGGCCGGAAACGGAGUUGCUCGCAAGGCUCGCUCUACAGACUAUGCGCUCCAGCUGCAGAGAGUGAUUGGGACAACAACAAACGGUCCCAGUGGGCUGGCAUGCUGUCCGAGGACGAGCUCGUACGCCUAUUGCGCCGGAGCGGUAGCGGUCCUGGCGAGGCUCGCUUCCGAUGACACACCUAUACUUCGAUAUUUCAAGGCUCGACCGACUGCGCCUUCACUCAAUCCACCCACUUCUCAUUAUGAAAGCUCACCAUCGACCACGCCUUCCAGGAGGAGGAUUAGCACGUUCACUCCCAGAAAGGUAUUGGAAGAAUAUAACGGUGGCUCUGCGGGUCGCGAAUGGUUGGACGAGUCGGCUGGGCAGACAUGGACGGCAAGAGAGCGUAUUAAGACCGCAGCUUGCGUGGCGCUGAGUCGUGACGGCCACUGGCUGGCAGUUGGGGAGGCGGGAUACAACCCUCGAGUUCUAUUGUUUUCAACAGCCGAAGAAGCUUCCUGCGAUGUACCCACUUCCAUCGUCAUGGACCACACCUAUGGCCUGAGAUGCAUAGCUUUCAGCUCCGACACAAAACAUCUGGCGACUCUGGGCGACUAUAAGGACGGAUUCCUGUUCGUCUGGUCGUGUAAUGUCAAGACCGGUCAAUUGAGUCUACACUCGGCGAACAAGUGCACUGCCAACAUUUUUGAUAUGACGUGGUGCGGCAAUAAUGUGAUCACGGUUGGCACGAGAUGCGUUCGACUCUGGCAGAUACAAGGGGCAACAAAGCAAUCACCCACCAGGAGAUUGAGAUAUCGCCCGUCCGAAGCACCCUCGUCGAGCCCCGGGCCGGUUCCAUUACAAAGCCGUAAUGUUCUGCUGGGUCCCAUGGUGGACAGCACAUUUACAUGUGCUGUAUCAGUCGACGAAGUCAACGUCGUAAUUGGUACCGAAACUGGGCAGAUAUGUUUGGUCGAUGUGGCUCAGAACGUGCUGGAACUCAAGGUUAUGAAGAAACUGGACUUCUCCAUCACCUCCAUCGCCUUCAUCCCUGAAGACAGAAAACUGCUGAUUGGCACUCCUCAUGGUGUGCACAGCGAACAGUUUGACGUUUUGCGGAAAGAGGAAAACAAGUCGCCUUCCAAGCUCUUGUCGCGGAAACCUCGCUUGUCGUCCAUUCGACGCUCACUCGGCCUGCUUGACCAGGCAGAGAGAAGUUUAGUGGCGAUUGGGACCCUCAGAGACCACACAAUUACGUUGAACAACGAUGGUUGUCUACAAAUCCAGCAUCGCGGCUUGGAGGAUGGGGACAAUCUGCAACCAACAUUUGCAGCUCACAAAAGUGUCAUUCUGGGAGUUCGGACACUUCCCGAGUCCGCUGCCCAAGGCAACUUUUUCACCUACUCGAAAAAUGGAGAAAUCAAGUUCUGGAGUUGCAAUGGCGCACUACUGAAACAAGAGAGUCUACUUCCUGAUACAGCCGAGUCAAGGGACGACGACUUUGAAAAUGAGCUGACCCAGAUGCGCUUUCUCUUCCCGCAAAAUAUCUUCAUUGCUGGUGAUCGAUUUGGGUUAUUGAAAUUGAUCAAGGGCCGCGAUUGGCAAAUUGCACAUACCAUCAGGGCACACAGCGCAGAGAUCACCUCUAUUGACGUUCUGGAGUCUGGAUCACUCGUUGCGACAUGUAGCAGAGACCGGAUGAUCCAAUUAUUUCACAUCAACAGCGAUUCCUUUGAGCUUCUACAGACGAUGGAUGACCACGUUGGAUCCGUCAAUCAAGUGAUGUUCGUCCAGAAGGGUGAGAAAAUACUCUCUUGUUCUACAGAUCGGUCUCUGGUCAUUCGCGAGCGGAUGCUGCGACAGCCAGAUGGUGGAAAAGCCGUGGCCUAUCUCGCUACCAAGUUUUUGACGCUCAAAGGCACUCCGCUGUCGAUGGCGAUGGCGGCGGAGAACACCUUGAUCGUUUCGACCAUGGACCGGCGUGUUACAAAUGUCGAUAUCUCGACCGGCACGAUGCUUGACUCAUUCAAGGUUGGAGACGCCGAAAGUGACGAUACCGUUUUUCUGAAUUCGAUGGUCUGCUCCUCGAUCCCAGACAACCCAGACCAAAAGAUGCUGAUCGGAUACUGCUCCAUGGACAAAUCUAUCCGAGUCUACAAUGAAAGGAAUUUCACCCUUCUAGCCCGAGAAUCUGGACACACGGAGGGAGUAAGUGAUAUCGCUCUCCUCGAACAGCCCGAUAGUUCUAGCCCUGGGUCUCGGUGUACAGUCGUAAGCACGGGAUUGGAUGGCACCAUCAUGAUCUGGAGCAUCUCAAAGACAGCCCCUUUCUUACUUACGCCAAAUAUCCCACAAGGACAAGCUGGAGGCUUCGGUCUGGUGGCCGAUGAGACUGAGGUGGUUAAACCGACGCCUUCGUCACUUCCGCCACUGAGAAAGGUUUUGACGAAGAGUGACAUAGCAGAACUCCUAGGGGCCAAUGGACAAAUGUCGCCUUCUACUCCUCGGUCUCUAUCGCCAGUGCGGUUGCAGCGCAAGACGUCAAGACUUGCUCUUGUGACGUCCCUCGAAGACCUCGAAGAAACACCUAGUAGGCAACCUGGUUUGCCUGCAGAACGCGGCGAAUCACCAAGUGGCGAGAAAGCAGAGAUUCGACGUUCACCCUCUCCGCCGCCACGUGGGCCAUCGAAAUUGAGAAACCAAAGAUCUCGGGCAGACAUUAGCAAGGAUGUCGAGUCUAAAAGAACACCAUUGGCAGAGCGCUCGCCCUCACCACCGGCAGCAGCAGUCUCGAUGCCCGGCACACCGAAACAGCGGCAAAAGGCCAACAACGGCCGAUUGCGAAGACCACCUUCGGUUCCUUCUGAUCUGCGGGCUCAAGCUGCAGCCCAAGGCCGCCGGCAGAGUAUGAGCCAAGCAUCUGAUUUUGGCAGUUUGGCCAUGGCAACCGAUCAAGCGACGCGAAUGCUAAAAAUAUAUAAGAAAAAGUUAACCAUCAGCAAAGAGGUAGUGGAUCUUGAUGAUCUGGAAUCCGAACUAUCUGGGCUCUUGAAGAAUAUUCGAGAGAGAAAGAACAGAACACACUCGGAACAACAGCAGGACGCCAGGGCAGUAAGCACGAGUGACAAUGCAAAGGCUGCAACUGAGGGCGAGGUUGAUCAAUUGGCCAUCUUGUUGGAGGGAUCAAGCAUAAGUCGAUCUCCGACAGCAGCUACGGACAGCAAGGAUAUAUCAGUGUCCAAUGCAUGA